Messenger RNA from Durusdinium trenchii, 938 nucleotides. The record is from the annotation of a GenBank genome assembly. NCBI's taxonomy places the organism in Eukaryota, Dinophyceae, Suessiales, Symbiodiniaceae.
GUCGUCGCUUGCAUGCUGGCUAGUUUUGUUCGUAUGCAGCCUAAGUGGGGGCUGUUCGAAAACGUGUUUGGACUCCGUCGCUACUUUGCAAAGUUCUUCAACCUGUGCCGUCGGCACGGAAUCUUAGCAGACUACCAUGUGCUUGUGCUUCCGCUGUGCCCUCACCAGAUCCUGCAAGAGCCGAUUCGAAGAAAAAGGCUUUUCAUAUGCCUGAUUCGAAAAGACUUGGCCAUCACUGCGGACCAGGCACUUUUGAGGGGGUUGGUGGAGAGGCUGGUGCAAGCAGCUGCGCGAACUUCUUCCCAUGUGCCUUUGCAAGGCCUGCUCCAACACAGUCGCCCCACAGCGGCCGCGGAGUUCACGGACAGAGUCCGGGGCAUCAUCCAGCAGGAGGUCAAGAAGUACAAGGUGGAUCCAGCACGGCCACUUGUGUUAGAUAUCUCACAGUCAGCGGGGAGGGUGCCUCGUGGCUUUGGGGUUGUUCCAUGCUUGACGCUGUCCUCAGCCUUGGUGCUCCACAAGCCUGGUCAAGGCUUAGCCCGGAUCAGUGGCUUGGACAAACUCGUCCUGCAUGGGGUGCCUGUCGAGAAGUAUCGGGUGGCCCAGGAGAUUGAGGAGAAGCUGCACCGCUUGUGCGGCAAUAGCAUGCAUGUGGCAGUUGUCGGUCUGGCCAUGACCGUUUGCUUUGCGCUGAUUGAUUGGACUCGGACCGCCCAGACCAAGAGCAAGGGUGGAACAAAUUCAAAGCCGAUCAUUUGGCACAAUUUCAAGGAGAUCCUGGGGACCAAAAAGCCGAGGGCCAAGGCGAAGAAGUCUUUCAAGACAGCGCCCCCAAAGCGCAAGGCGGCAGUGUCCCGCAGGCACAAUGCGGGGCUAGGAAAGCAGACGAGUGGCCAAGCCGGCCAGUCCCGGCCGAGGUUGGCAGAGCUUUUGCGGCA